This is a messenger RNA of Lathyrus oleraceus (garden pea), 1440 nucleotides long. RefSeq lists its product as uncharacterized. The record is from RefSeq and is a predicted model, not a curated record. Gene Ontology annotation, biological process: protein demethylation. Bases 139 to 1176 code for a protein of 345 amino acids. Gene Ontology annotation, molecular function: protein methylesterase activity. The transcript is spliced from 13 exons. NCBI's taxonomy places the organism in Eukaryota, Viridiplantae, Streptophyta, Magnoliopsida, Fabales, Fabaceae.
AAAGAAGUUGUUAGUGGGUUUUAAAAGGAAAAAGAGUGUGCAAGUGUGGUCCUUCAAUUUCACAACACAAGCAAUCUGCAAUAGUAUUCAACUUUUGAGAUCGAUCGAGACGUGUAAUAGAAAGCGAACCAGAACGCAAUGGAUUCAUCACACAUGACGUCACUUCCCGAAGAUAUCACCGACGAUCAGCCACCACAACCCGCUUCUGUUUUCGCCUCCGUUCCUCAACGUCCCCCAACUAAGAGUUCGUCGGAAAAGUACGCACCGCUAGAUUGGUCCAGUUACUUUGACAAAGAAGAUGAUGUUGCUAUUCCGGAAUCAAAUGAUGUUUUUCAUGUUUACAUGGCAGGAACUGAGGGUCCCGUUGUUUUCUGCUUACACGGUGGUGGUUAUUCCGGGCUUUCAUUUUCUGUGUCAGCCGGUAUAAUUAAGGAGAAAGCUAGAGUGGUUGCGAUGGACUUGAGAGGUCAUGGAAAAUCAGUGACAGAUAAUGAUUUUGACUUAUCUGUUGAGACCCUGUGUAAUGAUGUAUUGGCUGUUAUAAAGGAAUUAUAUGGCGAUUCUCCUCCUGCAAUUAUUCUCGUUGGGCACAGCAUGGGAGGGUCGAUUGCUGUGCAUGUUGCUGCGAAGAGAUUAUUGUCAACCUUGGCUGGGUUGAUUGUUGUGGAUGUUGUAGAGGGAACAGCAAUGGCUUCACUAAUUCAUAUGCAACAAAUCCUAUCUAAUAGGAUGCACCAUUUUUCAAGCAUUGAAAAAGCUAUUGAAUGGAGUGUCAGGGCUGGGACUUUAAGAAAUAUUGAUUCUGCUCGGGUAUCCGUCCCUGCCACAUUAAAAUACGAUGACUCAAAGAAAUGUUAUGUUUAUCGGACAGAGCUGGAAAAGACUGAACAGUAUUGGAAAGGGUGGUAUGAAGGCCUCUCAGAUAAAUUUUUGUCUUCUCCUGUUCCGAAGCUGUUGCUAUUAGCAGGAACAGAUAGAUUGGACAAGUCUCUCACAAUUGGUCAAAUGCAAGGGAAGUUUCAGAUGAUAGUUGUCAGACACACAGGGCAUGCUAUUCAGGAAGAUGUACCUGAUGAAUUUGCAACACUGGUUGUCAACUUUAUUUCUCGUAACCAAAUAGGCCCUAAUGGAGUCGUGAUACCUGGCCUCCUCAAGCCCGCCUUUUCAAAACCGUGAAUCAUGGUGGUGAUGGUUUUAUCAUCCGACAUUCCUUUAGUUGUAGUAGUAUUAUUAUUAUGAGUGCUUACAUAUUUUGGUAGGUGGAGCUAGUAUAUAUUUUAGAUUAUGAUCUGAAGAAUGUGUUAUUACCACAACUAAUUUAGGCAUCUCAAGGUAUAAUGGAUUGCUUCCAAAAAAAUCAUCAAGGUACAAUGGAAGAAAUGCUUAAUUUAUAUUAGGUUCUAGAUUAUAAGGCACAAUGGAAGGAUUGCUUGAUUUCUA